CGAAACCAGCUUGCGCAUGGUAGCUGAGGGGACAUUCAAUUUUUUGUUUGGGAUGCGACGGAUUUGCCAUUCUGUGUUUAUCAUUUCCGAAUUUCCACUCCUUCCCUGCGCAGCAUGACGUGGCCCUGCAACAAGGAAUGCGACAAGUGUGUACAUAGUGUACAAGUAGUGAGCCGGUACAGGCCCAGAAGGGUGCGCAAAUCCAAGCUCCACAGCUUUUAAGAUUACCUACCUACGGUACCUCGUGGUUGUGGGUCCCGCUUUCGGAUCCUUUGAACCGAUGGCUCGGGAGUUCUCAUCGCAAAGCAAACACACGGACACGAUUCCUUUCUUGCGAAUGAGGCCGGCGACAUAUUCGCGGUACUGGUCUCAACAAACCCAAGAUACUAAAGCCACACGGGCGGUUUCGACACAAGACCUUCGACAAACGAGUUCUUCACGACACAGGCCUGCGGCUAUGCCACUACUAUGGAAUAUCUCACAUCGCCUUGGUGCUCAGGGACUGGGAUUCGAGCCAGACUGGCCAGAGUGCUCAACAGUUGUAUCAGUAUUGAGGAGGCCUCACAACUGGGUUGCAGUCCCUCAAAGCUCGCGAUCGGUACCACUUGAGGACCAGCCAGCAUCUCUCAAUAUUCGAUUGUAGGUUACACCGAGAUGAAAGACCAUAAACAGAUGUCUCAAAAGAUGUCAAACGGCGUUUGGAAUUGCACUUGAACAACGGCAAAGUGAAAGUGGCACAAGCAUCUCGACCUCCUGAAUGAGUUCACGCACUACAGUAUGGAACAGACGGGUCGCUGAGAUGUCGAGGAAAUCACAUAGGAAAUCAUCUUGUGAAAGUUAUCCGGAAUAACGAUGUGGUUGAUCUGGUAACGGGCCUGCGCAUCUCACGGAGUUCGAGUGUAUCCCUUACAUAACUCACAGAUCCGGCUCCUUGAGCACUAACAAAGCACAUGAUAGCAAGCUUCUCUGCUGUUUCCGUCGCCUUUAUUCUUUACAGCUCCGUUUCCACUUUCUUUGUUACAGCUGCAUUUGGCAUCGGAUAGCUAUGUCAGACAAUGCCUCGUUUACAUUGCAAAGGAUUGCGGCUCUUUGUUGGCCUGUAUGGUCGAGGAGACAAUGAACCAUCUCAAUGGCAAUGGAAGAAAAGGCACAACUUAUGGUAGGAGGUGACCGCCUUUUUAGCAGAAACAUGUUGUUCAACUUCAACUUUAUUACCAUUCAGACGGCCAAGCAAAGAGAGCCAGUCCUCAUCGCGACCAGAAUCAACAUCACCAACCUUCCAACACCAUGACACCGCCAGGCCGAAAGAUUGUGGCCGCUCAUUUGGCGGACCACGAACACGAUGAAAACCGAGGACUAAAGGGCUACGUCAAAGCAACAGACUAUGCGCUUCCCUACAUGUCGCAGUGGUCACGAAUCAACGAUGAGGACGUCAAGAGCGAGCUACUCCGCCAUAUAAACUGUGGCUAUCUCUCCACGCAUGGCAUUCCGCCCACGCUUCUCGCAUUGAAGCAACAUGCCCAAUCGCUCUGUGCCCUCAUCCAAUUGCUGCAGCCAGAUGUCAAGGUCGCCGAGGUUCAAGUUGAUGGCGCUCCUUUCGCCAGUAGUGACUUUGCCCAGGGAGGUUCCAAGGGUAAGGGUACGACGAGUGCCUCAACGGCCGAUGACGAUCUCGCCAUGAAGUUCGAACUGAACUCAGCUUUCGACUUCCUCAACGACCUUCGCACACCUUACCACACUGACGACAUCUACCACCACAAGCCCCUUGUCUCGCUGAUCAACGAAGUCCGUGGGCGCAAUGAGGUUUACGGCACCGAUUACCACUGCCCCCUGACCCAGAUUCAGCACUAUUCGCCCCCCGGAACUUCCAAUACCACCACCGGCCAGGAAAACCAGACAAGGGAACUUCGCCCCUACUCCAAUCUCCAAAAUCUGCUUAUUCACACCAAUUCCUGCCUGGAGCGCCUCGACCACGAGUACACUGCCACCGGCGGUUUGCUGAGCGUGCUCCCCACCGACGCGGCCCAUGACACCGAAGAGCUCCAACACGCGCGCACCACCUUGCUCGGCCAAUGGCUUCUCUUCACGCAGCACCUCGUCGCGCGCAUGCACGAGCUCGAGCGCAGCUACGGCAACGCGCUCGACGCGCUGGCCGGCGAAGCAGCCAUUCCGCACCAGGUGCUCAGCAAGCUGGGGCCCGACGGCCGGACGGGCCGGGUGGUGGCCUACCCACAAGACCAGUACAUCCUCGUCAACUCCGGGGAGGACGUCUACGAGUACAUCCACAGCCUGCUCGACAAGCGCGAGGCGGUCCUGCAGGCCAAGGAGCGAGUCUGGCGCAAAAAUGGCGCGGUCGGAGAAGAAAUGUGGCACAAGAACCCACAGACGGGUGCCGGCGCUGACAACGGCACCGACGACAACAACAACAGCCUCUUCGACCAAAUGGAAAAAGUCGACGGAGACCUCAUCGGCGCCUACUUCAGCCGGGGGAUCGUGCAAGUGGACGUCACCACGCGGUACUACCGCCUCGCCAACUCUGGCAGGAGCGUCCUCUUCGUCGUGCCCGCCCACGCCGUCCACCCGGGCGUGGAGCACACGCGCCUGCUGGAAACCCAGCCGACCAUCAUGGCGACGGUGCAGCCGCGCUACCCGCCGCGCGCGUCCGAGCUGGAGAUGAAGUACAACCGCAAGCUGCGCGAGGCGGGCAAGAUCCAGCAGGAGAAUCUGGACUUGCACUCCGAGAUGACAUCCCAAAAGGAGCAGAUCCGUACCCUGAAAGCGGAGAUGGAGAGGCUGUCACACACGAGGGAUGCCUUGUUGAAUGGGCUGGGUAAAGGGGAGGUGGAGGCAAAGAAGGAGGCGGAGACGUUGCGGAAGAGGGCGGAGAAGGCGGAGAGGUUGGUGAGGGAGUUGAAGGAGAGGAAGAAGGAGAUGCAGAGUAAGGUGUCCAAGUUGACGAAGCAGAGGGAUAGCUUGAUGCUGGCUGUGGAUGAAGACCCGGAUGCGGAAUUUGAUAUGAAUGUGAGUUGGGGCGAGUAGAUGUCUCCUUUGGCUGUAAUGGUGUUGGAGGUGGUUCCAUUUUCUUUGACUUUUGCGGUACUAUUCUUCUUUUUCUGUUUGGAGUUGGCUUGGUCAACGGUAAAGUGUAUGUCUGUAUUCUCGGUUUAGUAUGUAACAACGGAUUUACCUUAACAAGAUGGUGUAUCUUCUGGCUUGAUGGAUAUUGUUUCUGGUUGAUUCAAACGUAAGACGAAGCUGAAAUCAUUUUGUUUUUUUUUCCCUUGUCC
Messenger RNA from Neurospora crassa OR74A, 3287 nucleotides. RefSeq lists its product as hypothetical. The coding region runs from base 1288 to 3039 and encodes 583 amino acids. The transcript has a single exon. Lineage: Eukaryota; Fungi; Ascomycota; Sordariomycetes; Sordariales; Sordariaceae. The record is from RefSeq and is a predicted model, not a curated record.